AUGGGUGACAGGGGGACUGAGCAGGAGGCUGUGAUGGGUGACAGGGGGGCUGAACACGCCACACGGACGGAGCUGGAGGAGAUCGUCAGCAGAAUCUCUGAUCUGAACAAAUGGAGAGAAAUCUUUAGUUUCCGUGGCUUGGAAAUCAACAACACAAUUCAUCAGCGAUGCCGGGGCAGAGCUGGAGAUGGAUCACCCGGAGCUGGGGAGCCCCCGGGGCCGCAGCCCCCCUUUACCGUCCCCCAGCCCCUCCCGCUCCCUCUGUGCACGGGCGGCCGCCCCCUCUCCCCGGACACGGCGAUGGGGCUGCAGAAGCUGCUGUUUGGGAACACAACCCCCCUGUUCAGCUGUGAGUGGGCAGCAGCACACUUCAGGUUCCGCCAGCCACACUCUGACCUGGCCUACGCGCUGCAGGCAGGGAAGGGAGGAACAAGAGCUGUUCUGAUGGCCAUACAAGCACACAUCAUCACAUACCUGCUCUUCACAAGAGACACAGAAUAUACUCACCUGGACAGGCUGUGCCGGAUCGGGAGGCAGGAACAGGGGCAGGCUCUGGCCGUGGCCCUGGCAGAGACCCUGUGGGCAGCAGGAGGAGGUGGCAGAGCCGUCGUCUGCCUCACCAGCACAGCUGGCACCUCGAUGCCACGCGCAGGCUGCAGAGCAGAAACCUUCACAGGCAGAAUCCGGCUCUUUGAGUUCUCGGAGAAAGCUGCAGCUCAGGAGUUCAUCUCCCACCACAUAAACUGUUUCAGGUGUGAAGGAAGCCACGGAGUGAUCCUAUUUUUAUACAGUUUACUUUUCUCUAGGACACUUGAAAGGGUCCAAGAGGAUUUGGGUGACACAGCUCCUCUGCUGAACGUCAGUUCUGGAAAUGUCACCUGCACAGAGGCCGUGCUCAGCCUCCUCCUGACGGGACGGGCGAGCCCCCGGGAGCUCGACAGUGGGGCCGGGGAGGCCCGGGGGCAGCGGGGCCCGGUGGGCUUCCUGCGCUGGGAGCGGGUGGCGGAGCGGCAGGUGAGCCCCGCGCUGCGCACCCCCCUCCUGCCCGUGUGGCUGUGCGGUGUCCCCGGCAGGCACGGCGUCCUCUUCGGCACCGACCCCCGGCUGCUCUGCCACUGGAGAGCCGAGAGGCUCUUCCACCUCUACUUCUACAGCGGGCAGCAGGAGCAGACCCGGACGGCCCACCUGACCAUAGGUACAGACCCGGGCUUGCCAGGGGGUGAGGGGUGGGCGUCACAGACCUCUGUCCCUCCUGGCAGCCCCAGCCUGGGAGGCCCUGCUGGGCUCCCCCAGCUCCCUGGGGCAGGGCAGCAGCACAUCUGCACCCAUGUGGCUGCAGAACCUUCUGCUUUUAACCUUCACCAAAACCUUUUUGAGAGGGGUUGGGUUUUUUUAGACUCUUUUAACAGCAUUUCCUCCUCAGACACUCACUCGCGUCACUGGGAAGAGGCCCCAAGUGCAGACGCCUGCAGCCCAGGGAAGAGGUGCCCGGCCCUGGAGAUGGCAAUCAGGACCAAGUGGGCAGGUGCCACCGUCAGCUGGAAUGGGACAGACCCCUUCUUCUGA
This is a messenger RNA of Chiroxiphia lanceolata (lance-tailed manakin), 1566 nucleotides long. RefSeq names its product MINDY family member 4B (gene MINDY4B). Gene Ontology annotation, molecular function: cysteine-type deubiquitinase activity; K48-linked deubiquitinase activity. The transcript has 12 exons. NCBI's taxonomy places the organism in Eukaryota, Metazoa, Chordata, Aves, Passeriformes, Pipridae. Gene Ontology annotation, biological process: protein K48-linked deubiquitination. The record is from RefSeq and is a predicted model, not a curated record. Bases 1 to 1566 code for a protein of 521 amino acids.